AUGCCGGAGAGGGCACCAAUGAUGAGCGAACGUUCGGGCCUGGCGCGUUCGCCAUUGAGCGCGGCGGGUAGUCCGGACGAUAGUCCAUACGCUUUUCCUGCCAGGUCCCUCGGAUAUGCGAACUCGGGCGCCUCGACACCAGCCCGCAGUGGAUCCUUUUCGGCGCCCUACAUGCGUGGGUCGUUGGCCAGCUAUCCGGCCAGUGUAGAUAGCACGGGUGAACGGCCCCAUGUGAGGAAGAGCGUGCUCGCGGAAGAGUACCUCCUCCCCUCAGAUCCACGGUUAUGGUCGGACUACCGCGGCGUCGAGAUCGACGACGCGAUGCACGACCCCGAGAAGAACCUCCCGCCUCGUGGCUCGCCGUUCUCCUGGCGUACUACAAUCGAUGUCACUUUCGUCUUCAUCGUCGGGGCGGGUAUCAUCAUGCUGUUCCUCGGUUACCCUGUGUUGCAAAAGACGAUUGGGCUGAACGAGGAUCCACCAUUGAGCCGCGGCAACUCGCUGGGUACGAUAACGAACGCUACGGGACAAAUACCCAGCAUGCGUGGACGCUUCUCCGUUAUUGACCCCGAUACACCUCCCGAAGCUCUCACCCGACCGAGCUACAUGGAUAACACUCAGGACAUGCAGCUGGUGUUCUCAGACGAGUUCAACACCGAUGGUCGGACGUUCUACCCUGGAGAUGAUCCCUUCUGGCAUGCGGAGGACUACCACUACUGGGGUACGAGCGACUUGGAAUGGUACGAUCCCAAAGCUAUCACAACAAAGAACGGUGCCCUGGAGAUCACGAUAUCAAAACAUGCCGAACAUAACUUGAGCUAUACUGGUGGCUUGAUGUCGACGUGGAACAGUUUCUGCUUCACCGGGGGUAUCAUUGAGGCAGCGGUGACUUUGCCGGGCUCCCCGAACGUCCAGGGUCUCUGGCCCGCGUUUUGGAUGCUGGGAAAUCUGGGACGCGUUGGGUAUGGCUCCACGACGGAUGGACUCUGGCCGUACAGCUAUGACUCAUGUGACUACGGCACACUGCCCAACCAGACGCUCGGGAAUCAGCCGCCAGGCGCGUUCACGAAAGGUGGAGGCGACCAGUAUGCAGAUGAUCACCUGUCGUUCCUUCCUGGGCAACGAUUAUCGCGGUGCACAUGCGGCGGCGCAGAUCACCCGGGGCCGAAGCAUUCGAACGGAGACUAUGUCGGACGUUCUGCUCCAGAGAUUGACGUCUUCGAGUCCCAGGCUUCGAACGCGGCAGGUCUUCCUGGGAACGUCAGUCAAUCGGCCCAAUUGGCUCCCAUGAACGACGGCUACUUCUACUACAACGGUACCGGAAACACGACUAUCUAUGACCCUACGAUCACGAGCUAUAACUCUUACCACGGGGGCGCCUACCAACAAGCGAUCUCUGCACUUACGAACUCCAAUCAAGAGUGUUAUGAGCUUGAGAGCAAGUGCUUUGCAACGUAUGCAGUCGAGUACAAACCUGGCUUCGAUACCGGGUACAUCACCUGGAUCGGCAACGACAAGCCAAGCUGGACCAUCAGGAGUAGUGCCUUCGCUCCGGAUCCUUUCGUAGAGAUUGGAGAGAGGCCAAUCGCGCAAGAGCCUAUGUACAUGAUCUUGAACUUGGGCUCUGCUCCAGGUUUCCAGCAGAUUGAAGAUGGCUUGCAGUUCCCCGCGAAGAUGCGUGUCGACUACGUUCGCGUAUACCAGCAUCCAGAGACGAUCAACUACGGUUGUGACCCAGCAGGCUUCCCUACGAUGGACUACAUUGCCAGGCAUCCUGAAGCGUAUCAAAAUCCGAAUCAUACACAAUGGAAGGACGCUGGAUAUACUUUCCCCAAGAACAAGAUGCUCGAGAAAUGCUGA
Peniophora sp. CBMAI 1063 is the source of this 1860-nucleotide messenger RNA. NCBI's taxonomy places the organism in Eukaryota, Fungi, Basidiomycota, Agaricomycetes, Russulales, Peniophoraceae. The record is from the annotation of a GenBank genome assembly.